Molecule: messenger RNA, 1635 nt
Organism: Centrocercus urophasianus (Greater sage-grouse)
Lineage: Eukaryota; Metazoa; Chordata; Aves; Galliformes; Phasianidae
Gene: HMGB1
Product: high mobility group box 1
Exons: 4
Coding region: 521-1168 (215 amino acids)
Biological process (GO): regulation of transcription by RNA polymerase II
Cellular component (GO): nucleus
Molecular function (GO): DNA binding, bending
Source: RefSeq, a predicted model, not a curated record
ACACAGCACGUAACAAUAACGGGUCUCUUGUAAACGAGCCCCCAGUGUGUGUGUCUUGUAAAUAAGCCCCAAAGGUCCGCAGGGCAGAGCGAUGGGAAGGCUGUGUGGAGAAAGAAUGUAGUAACCCAAAGGAGAGGAUGCUCUCAUACUUUUCCCCUUAAGAAUAAGGCGUUCUGCUGAGGCCAGUGGUUGGUACGCUAUCAAUAGGAGUGUGGUUCCCAUUGCCCUGGUGCUAACAAUUACUGCAGGCUGCUUGCAAGGGGCGUUUUUGCUGACAAGAGACCGGAACUGCGUGUUGUGUGAUCGGUUGUAUCUGCCAAGUUACCUCAGGCAGCGCUGGUCAAAACCCUCAGUAGAUACUCCUGAAGAGAAACUUCUUCCCGCUGUAUGAUUUCAGAGCACUGCUGUAACAAGUCUUGUUCAGCACAGUUGUUCUUCAUGGCUUACUUCCUGCCUUGGCUUGUAGAAAGGAAAAGUUUUAAAGGUGUCUUUCUUGCCUUGCUGCAGAAAAUCCUCAAAAAUGGGCAAAGGUGAUCCUAAGAAGCCGAGAGGUAAAAUGUCUUCAUACGCCUUCUUUGUGCAAACCUGCCGGGAGGAGCACAAGAAGAAACAUCCAGAUGCUUCAGUGAACUUCUCAGAGUUCUCAAAAAAAUGCUCAGAACGAUGGAAGACUAUGUCUUCUAAGGAGAAAGGGAAGUUUGAAGAUAUGGCAAAGGCUGACAAGCUUCGUUAUGAAAAAGAAAUGAAAAACUAUGUACCACCUAAGGGGGAAACAAAAAAGAAGUUCAAGGAUCCAAAUGCACCGAAGAGGCCUCCUUCGGCUUUUUUCUUGUUUUGCUCUGAGUUUCGUCCAAAAAUCAAAGGAGAACAUCCUGGUCUUUCCAUUGGGGACGUGGCAAAGAAACUGGGAGAGAUGUGGAACAACACCGCAGCAGAUGAUAAACAGCCUUAUGAAAAGAAGGCUGCUAAGCUGAAGGAGAAGUAUGAGAAGGAUAUUGCUGCGUACCGGGCCAAAGGGAAGGUUGAUGCAGGCAAAAAAGUAGUUGCCAAGGCUGAGAAGAGCAAGAAGAAGAAGGAAGAGGAGGAAGAUGAGGACGAAGACGAAGAGGAUGAAGAGGAUGAAGAAGAGGAAGAAGAGGAGGAGGAAGAUGAUGAUGAUGAUGAAUAAGUCUCUUUUAGAGCAAUUUCUUUCUUGUCUAUAAAGCAUUUAACCCCCCUGUACACAACUCACUCCUUUUAAAGAAAAAAAAAAAAUGAAAUGUAAGGCUGUGUAAGAUUUGUUUUUAAACUGUACAGUGUCUCUUUUUUUGUAUAGUUAACACACUACCGAAUGUGUCUUUAGAUAGCCCUGUCCUUAGUGGUAUUUCAAUGGCCACUAACCUUGCCUGGUACAGUGUGGGGGUUGUAAAUUGGCAUGGGAGUUUUAAAGCAGGUUCUUGUUGGUGCACAGCACAAAUUAGUUCUGUUUGGGGAUGUAGUUCAUUUCUCAUCUUCAGUUGUCUCUGAUGCAUCAUAAAAAUAAUUGUCGUUCUGUUAAUUGAAUACCACUCUGUAAUUGCAAAAAGGAAAAAAGAAAGUUGCAGCUGUUUUGUUGACAUUCUGAAUGCUUCUAAGUAAAUACAAUUUUUUUUAUUA